GGGGGUGCGCGGAGAUGCUGUCCUACAGCGUGCUGGACGCCAACGUGGUGGACGUGGAGAAGCGGAGGAACCCCUCGAAGCACUACGUCUAUAUCAUCAAUGUAACAUGGUCUGACCUGACUUCCCAGAUCAUCUACCGGAGAUACAGCAAGUUCUUUGACCUGCAGAUGCAGCUUCUGGACAAGUUCCCUAUUGAAGGAGGCCAGAAAGACCCCAAGCAAAGAAUCAUUCCUUUUCUACCAGGCAAGAUCCUGUUCCGGAGGAGCCACGUCCGAGACGUAGCUGUGAAGAGGCUAAAACCCAUCGACGAGUACUGCAGGGCACUGGUUCGGCUUCCUCCUCAUAUUUCACAGUGCGAUGAAGUCUUCAGGUUCUUUGAGGCUCGCCCGGAAGACCUUAACCCUCCAAAGGAGGACUAUGGAUCUUCAAAGAGAAAAUCAGUUUGGAUGUCCAGUUUGUCUGAGACUCCAAAAAAGAGCGUCGCUCCAGGUGCUGAUGCUAGCUCUGAACCCAUGAUCCUGGAGCAAUAUGUGGUGGUGUCCAACUAUGAGAAGCAGGAGAACUCUGAGAUCAGCCUCCAGGCUGGAGAGGUCGUGGAUGUCAUAGAGAAAAACGAAAGCGGUUGGUGGUUUGUGAGCACAGCAGAGGAACAGGGAUGGGUCCCUGCUACAUACCUGGAAUCUCAAAAUGGAACCAGAGAUGACUCUGACAUCAACACAUCUAAAUUUGGGGAAGUUUCUAAGCGACGCAAGGCUCACCUGAGACGCCUGGACCGGCGAUGGACGCUGGGCGGGAUAGUCAACAGGCAGCAGAGUCGAGAAGAGAAAUAUGUCACUAUCCAGCCGUACGCCAGCCAGGGGAAGGAUGAGAUUGGGUUCGAAAAAGGGGUCACCGUGGAGGUCAUCCAAAAGAACCUGGAAGGAUGGUGGUACAUAAGGUAUCUAGGCAAAGAGGGCUGGGCACCAGCUUCAUAUCUGAAGAAGGCUAAAGAUGAUCUUCCAUCUAGAAAAAAGAACUUAACUGGACCAGUGGAAAUCAUAGGAAACAUCAUGGAGAUCAGUAACCUGCUGAACAAGAAAUCGUCCACUGACAAGGAAGCUCAAGUAGAAAAUGAGACUGCAGAAACCCAUAUCACCAAGAAGGAAAUAAGUUUACCCAUCCUGUGCAAUGACUCUAAUGGCAAUGCCAUGAUGACUUCAGACAAGCAGGUUUCCAGACUGGCCCAAGGAUCCCCAGCCAUAGCAAGGAUAGCACCACAAAGAGCUCAAAUAAGUUCUCCAAAUCUAAGAACAAGACCGCCCCCACGAAGAGAAUCCAGUCUGGGUUUUCAGUUACCCAAGCCACCAGAGCCACCCUCUGUGGAAGUGGAAUAUUACACCAUUGCAGAGUUCCAGUCAUGUAUCUCUGACGGCAUAAGCUUUCGUGGAGGACAAAAAGCAGAGGUUAUAGAAAAGAAUUCUGGUGGCUGGUGGUAUGUGCAGAUUGGAGAGAAGGAAGGAUGGGCUCCAGCAUCUUACAUUGACAAGAGGAAGAAACCAAAUUUAAACAGAAGAACCAGUACUUUAACCCGCCCAAAGGUUCCUCCCCCAGCACCUCCCAGUAAACCAAAAGAUUCUGAAGAAGGAAAAACUCCUGGAGCAGUUUCUUCAGGAGAUACCCAGGAAUCUCCCCACAAGCUGAAAUAUGAAGAACCUGAGUAUGAUGUGCCAGCCUUUGGCUUUGACUCAGAGUGUGAAGUGAGUGAAAGUCAUCAUGAAGAGGGCGCUCCUGAAAAACGGCUAUUUCAGCCCCUCAAACCCUCACCUGUAUCAUCACUUCAGAAAGCAAAGCUCAAAGUGGGAGAGUCUUCAGAAGAAGCUACUCAUGAAGAAGAGACCAUCUAUGAGAACGAGGGAUUCAGACGUUAUGUGGAAGAUGCUUUGUCCAAUAAGGAAUCCAGUGGAGAUUCUGAUUCUCAGAAAAGCUCCUCUCUGUCCUUGAUCCAAAGGAAUUCUCCAUGUUCCAGCUCUCCUAAAUCAUCACUCGUGAAGCUCAAGACAGAGAAAAACAUCCAGCCCGAUCUUGGAAAAUGUCACUAUUCCAGGAGUGAGGAGACAAAACCAAGGUCAGCUUCAGACGUUGGCUUACGUAGCAUGUCAAGAACGGGCAUGAAGAAGGAGCCUGGGCAGAGUCCUUCCAUUAGAGCAAAGCCAAUUGUUAGGCCCAAACCCUUCCUGAACAAGGCAGACUCUCAGAGCCAAGAAAAGAUGGAUAUUAGCACUUUAAGGCGUCAGUUGAGGCCAACUGGGCAGCUCAGAGGUGGACUUAAAGGUUCGAGAAGUGAAGAGUCUGCAAGCCCCCCACGCACAGCUUCUGAGAACCAAGAUGACCCUGUUAGGAGAGGCUCAGCUGAUCUCAUCACAGCUCCUUCCCGUGGCAUUUUCUGCUCCAGCCAUACAGCCAAAACUGAGCAAGAAAAUGAUUCCAGAUGUUUCUAUGUGACCACUGACUCAUACCAAAAGGUACAGGAUUCUGAAAUUUGCUUCCCAGCUGGAGUAGAAGUGGAAGUGCUGGAAAAGCAAGCCAGUGGAUGGUGGUACCUGAAGUACGGAGACGCGGAAGGCUGGGCUCCUUCCCAUUAUUUGGCUCUCCCUGAUAACCAGAGAGAAUCCACAUCAGCAGAGACUGAUUCCUCGUUUGCCAGGAACAGGAAAAAUGAAAACAAGUCAAACAGUUUAGAGAAGAUAGAGAAGAGGGUUCAGGCUUUGAACACCAUCAACCAGAGCAAACGUGCAACACCACCCAUCCCAAGCAAACCUCCUGGUGUUUUUUCCAAAGCAUCAGGGCCAGUUAAAAUGAGGAAUGGCGUGAGGCAGCUUGCUGUCCGUCCACAGUCAGUGUUUGUGUCUCCACCACCAAAGGAUAACAACCUGUCAUGCUCCUUGCGCAGAAAUGAGUCUUUAACAGCUACAGACCAACUUAGGGCUGUCCGUCGGAAUUCCUCCUUCAGCAAUGCGUGGUCACAGCCUGGUGACACAAAGGGAAAGCAGCCUGAGCAGCUGGGUACACAGAGCUCUGAGACCACCUCCAACCUCCCUACGCAGAGGAAUGGGAUCCCUGUGUCCACAGUCAGGCCAAAACCCAUUGAGAAAUCCCAGUUUAUCCACAACAAUCUCAAGGACAUCUAUGUUUCCAUUGCAGACUACGAAGGGGAUGAGGAGACUGCGGGGUUUCAGGAAGGUGUCUGCAUGGAGGUCCUCGAAAGGAACCCAAAUGGCUGGUGGUACUGCCAGAUCAUGAAUGGUGUGAAGCCAUUCAAAGGCUGGGUGCCCUCAAAUUAUUUGGAAAAAAAGAACUAAUAUUGCAAUAUCUUUAACCUCCCUAAUUUAUACUGUUCCUGCUGUGUACAUGUGGAAAAAAACAAUUGCUACACAAAAAGAUGUUUCCCUGUGCUCCAGUUUGUACAAAGGAGUCUAUACUGAGGACAAAUCUGCCGUGUUCUGGAGAGGUUUGUGGGGUUUUACAUGUUGUAAGCAACUAUGAGGAAGAUGCAGCAUAGUCAAAUGCCUUUUUGUGAAGUUGUUAAUAAUCUUGUAUGUGUAACAGGGUAUGACAUCCCAUCCUUCCCAUUAUUGAUAGGAAACCAAACGUGUGCCUUUUGUGAGAGAGAAAUACACAUGUAUCUACUUGGGGAGUUCUGUGCCAAACUCUGUUUUACAGUCUUGGCUCCCUUUCUCCUCAUUCUUGUCCAUAUGUGGAAUACCCAAGAACUUUGAAUGCUUUUCCACAGCUUACAGUGAGAAGCAAAUGAAAGUUUCUGAAAGAGAGGGACUCUAAUCCUUUGGAGAUGCUCACUUUUUUUUUUACUAUACUCAACAGUUGGUAGGUCCAGAGUUGGAGCCUCUUCACUGCUGCGAGAUUUGGUCUCUGACUUCAGUGUUGUUACUGCUAACUCACCAGAAAAGGCAACCAAGUGGGGUGGGGGCUUUUUGUUUCCUUUUGUUCUGUCUUGUUCUUUGAGUUGGGAUUUCAGGUGUUCUAGGGCAGUGAUGCCUACUGGUGCUUGUAAAAACAAACCUACAGACCCUAUGCUUAAGCAUGUUGAUUACUUUGUUGGCUCCAUGUUUAGUUCUGUGCCUGACUCCUGCCAGGUGAUCCUGGUUGCUUCUCUUCCCAGAGCUGGGUUUCUCAAAACUUGUCAUAAUAUCAAAAUGUACAAAAGUCCCUUAGGACACUGAAGACAAACCUGUCAAAUGUGUUAAUUCCUGUUUUGCCCUCUGGUCUGAACCCAAGGGUGCUGACUGCUGGCAGGGCCCACGAGGGUAUUAGUGAGAAAUAUCUGUAAGCUUCUGCAACAUCAGUGUUUACAGUGAGUGGGGAAAAAAAAGCCAUCAAACUCAGUCUGUACAUCCUAAUUUGUAUAUUUUUGGGGAAUUGUUUUGUUGUUUUGUUUUUGUCUUUUCUGUGCAUUCUGGGUUUACUUUUUCUUUGUGUGUGUGUAUGUGUGAGUGUGUCUGGUUUUACCAGAAGAGACUUAAAACUGAAGUAGGAGCCAAAUAUGUAUUUCUGUUCCCACUUGAAUCCAAAAAGUACGCUUGUACUGGAAAGUGUGCCUGGGCUUCUCAGGCUCAGAGAUUUAAUAUCAAAGCAAUUAGAUCUACAGUGCAUCUAAUCAGGAAGCUGCCUCCUCUAGUUCCAGUUCUGUUUGCCUUAGUUAACUCAUGCUUUGAAACGUGGCACACGGAUGUGGGAAAUAGGUGUCCAUGGGAAAAGGCUAGGAAUGUGGAGUUAUUUUAGAGGUAGCCUCGUACUGUAAACUCAAUUGACUGAAUCCCUACUGUACUUAAGGAAGUUGUGUUUUUUCUUUUUUUAUACAGCCUUGUUAAUCACUCAAGAUCAAUAUCUAGUUCCUUUAAGUAAUAGGCAGCCUUGUAAAUCUGUUUUAAGGGGAGGGGCAGACCAUUUCACUACUGGUUUACACCAAAAAUUACAUGUGCUCUUUUUCCACCAGAGUUUCAUACUGAUUUGGCUCAGAAGUUAAAGGUUAUAAAGGCUUCAAAAUAACUGGGAUCAGGGGGCUGAGUAAAAUAGCACAAAAAUAUCAUGUUACUGGGGAUGUUUCACUGCCAAGAAAAAAAAAAAAGAAAAAAAUUAGGCAAUUUAUAUGUUGUUCUUGUCUCUUUUUUCUCAGUUUUUCCUUUUUUUCUUUUUUUUUGGGGGGGGAGGGUUUGUUGUUUUGGGGAGUUUAUUAAUUUCCAUGGUAUCAUUGAGAGAGUUGCCUACAGCUGACGUGACUGAUGUCCUUUUGGUAGCUGAAGCAACAUCCAGGUGCCACAACUGGCUACAAACAGUGCUGUGGUUCGAGCAGCUCUCUGCAUGGAAGUGGGGAGGGGAGGCUGUUUGUUUGGGAUCCCUUUACAUUGUGGUGGCAGGAGAAGGAGGUGUAACUGCACAACAGCUCGGUUCACAGUGUGCAGGGUCCUCUUUGUACCUUGAUGUCUUAUCGUAUGACAUACAAGCAUAUAUCCAGUUAGCUACAUCCUACUGGAUGUGUAUCUGAGACAUUGUGGCCCUGUCUCCCAUACUUCUCCCCAUUUUUAGUUGUAGUAAUAUGGUAGCAGCCAUAAAAGACUGCUGGAGCUGUUGUGAGAUUAUAAUAGAAGUAUUAUAUUCUUCUGCUGGACAGUAUUAAAUAGAGCAAUACAUAGAGUUAUCUGCUAGAUUGCAGUACUAAUAGUAGUGACUUAGUGAUUCAUAUUAAUGUUAUGAUUUAUUUUAACAAUAAUGAUGCGGAAGUGGUUCAUUAUUUUGAAUUAAUGCACUUUAACAAUAAAAGAAACCAAAAUGGAAGCCAAUGCAGAGAACUAAGUGCAUUAUUUAAAGGUGCAGUAUAUAAUUAUCAUUUUCUUGAAGCACAUAUUUAUUAAGAAUUAACUUAUUAUUUAAAAUAUUCUAAAGUUUUGUUUAAAGACAUUCCCACUAGGUCAUCUCUUUGGGGGGAUAUAAAGCACAGCUCCCAGAUCUUCUGCAUUGAGCCACUGAAUACUCUGAGUGCGGUGCGGCAUGACAUGAGCCCCUACCCAGGGAGAGGAGAGCAGCAUGCAGACAGGAGAGCCUGGGCUUUGUACUUUCAAACAGCAGCUCAGUGCCCCAUGGCUCAAUUGCUCUUUAUCCCAUCUCAAAGGCUACAUGGCCCUCUGAGGAGGGGCCAGAACCUGUAGAUGGGCUGCAAAGCCACAGUCAUGGCCUCCCUCUCCCUCUGUCCUCACCUGUACCAGCAAAAAGGAUGGAGUGCAGAUGACCUAUUUGUUGCUAGAAAUGAAUGUGGGCCACCUGGCAUGCUGGCUUCCAGCCUGGUGGGAAAGCUUCAGUUUGGGCUUCCCUUUACUUGGUGGCUGUUUGGCUGCUUGUGUUUAAAAGGGCACUUUGAAAGCAAAUACCCCCAAAUGCAGUUUUUCCCCCUCCCGUCUUACCAUUGUCAUAGCAUCUCUCACUGAUCUCUUUUUUUGAUUCUUUCAACUGAGAGAUAUCAGGAAAAUAAUUUUUUCCAUUGGCGAGCAGCUAAUUUUGGUCAGUUCUACUGAUACCUGAAAUACUGAAAUACCCUUCACACUGUUAACUGUGGAACAGAGGGAAAGGCCUUAAGCUACAUCAGAAAAGCUGACUGCAGGGCAGGAAAAUCUGGCAGGGUGCUCAGAGGACAGGGUAGUGCUAGAAAUGUUUUAGCUCUUUUCUAAAAAUGUUGAUGUCGCCUCUUAUUUACUAAAUUUGUCAGAAUUGACACUGGAUCAAGAGCAAUAUUUAAAUGUAAUGUACACCUCAGUGAACACUCAAUGCAGAAAUCAAUCGUACUGUUUAAAUUUCUCUUUCUGGUUUAUUCCUCAACCAGAUUGUUAAGAGGAAGAGCUCUGCAGGGCUUGAGCAAAGCCAUUUGCAGCUGAAGGGGGCCCUCCUCUGGGUGGAGAGGUGUCUGCUCUCACAGUCUUGCUCUCACCCACUCUCCGUGCUUUCCAAAGAGUCUUGAAUUUGGACCAGCAGAGAUUCCAAACUCCAACGCCAGAGAACAAAAUUAAAGAAUGUGAAAAUUGUGUCUUGCUGUAUACUGCAACUUUAAUAAUAAUGAGCACUUCUGAGUUCGUUAUUGAGGUUUAUAUAAUGCCUGAAAAGUUUAUUUGCUGGUUUCCCUUGUCUUCCCUUUCAAAACACUUUCUUAUAACAGCAAGAGUCAUGUGUUUUUGUUAGGAGUCCUUCCCCGUGGGAGGCAAUCCCUAUUCAUUGUUUUAGCUGUCACACUGUGCAAUGGGUGAGUGUAGUCAUAUGUACCAGUCCUUUGCAAGCCAAACUUUUCAAGAUAAAAGGGUGAUGGGCACGUGCCGGGAUACUUAACUGAUGUGUCAACAGGAAGUUUUUAACUCAAUGUAUACAAUAAUAGCAAAUACACAACAAUGACAGAUUGAAAUUGUCUUGCAGCUAGACUCUUCAAAAUGGAAUUUCACAUCUGCAUGGGUAUAGCUAAAAAAUGGAUUUGGCCCUUGUGGAUGCACACCCCAAAGACUCCUUCCAUUAUGAUGCUAUAAAGUUUGACGAAGGCAUUAUAUAAUUGUUUUCAUCACUUUCAGAUCUUAAUGAAUCAUAUUUUAUUGUAAUAUAUAUUCAUUGCUUUCCUCAGUUAAAAAGAAAGUUACUGCUUUUAUCUUAUAUGAAAAACAAGGGAAUUUGAUAAAGCAUUCAUUAUUUUCAUAUUACUAGUAUUAACAGAAUAGAACUAGUACUAUUUAAUUUUAGAUCUUCAUAGCUAGCUUGUUAAUAACUCAUAUUUUCCUGUGUUGUAUCCUACUAUUUUUUCUAUUUUUUUUCCCAAAUACUUUUCAUUCUUGAGAAAAAGCAAAUCCAAUGAGUGGAUAAGUGCAAUAUUCAUAGAAUAAACAGGCCCCUCAUCCAGGACUUGGAGUGGAACGUGCAGUGUGAAAUGUUUGUAAUUCUCUAUUCAUGCACUCUUAGGGGAAGGGGCCGCUGGAUGAAAACAGGGCCUUUGGGUAGGUAGAGACUGACAGCUGGGGUGGUUUGGCUUGGGAAUGGCUGCUUUUCACAAAAAAGUAUCACCUGUUCAUGAAAGUAUGAGGAUUACGCAGCAUGUUGCCAGGAUUAUGGAUAGAAUGUGCAUUAACACCCUUGUCAAUACAGGACUUCUGAGCUAUGCUUGAAACACUCUUUAUGUCAUCCAUGCAUGAUACUGUCUUCUGGUGUGCCUCUGCUGGUUACGUCCUCUGUUGCGCUUCAGAAUUAACGAUUACUUCAGAAGGGAAAAUAAUUCUGCUGGUGCAGUCCCGAAUUUUGAUACUGUAUUGUGACUUGUAUUUAUUGCAAGAGCUAUGGAAAUAUUUUUACAGGUUCUUAUUUCUUUUCUUUCCUUAUUGUUAACUUAAGAAAAAAAAAAGUCCCCAUUUUAUCUGGGUUAAUUCUCACCUGCAGAAUUUCACAGAUGAUUUGGAUAUUGAUUUCAUAUGACUUGGCUUGCAAAGGUGGAUCUCUUAGGCUGUAAAUAAAGUUGGGCAGAAACUUCACUCUUCAAAAGAGGUUUUGUCUUAAAUUCUAUUUGAAUGGAAGGAGACCUUCAAAAAUAAUGUGACUUUCCAGGUAGCAGCAAAAUCUACUACCUUUGAAAAACUGGACUGUUUGUGUAAAGUGCAAGAGAAAUGUGAAAGCCAGAGCACUUGAUUCUCUGAGCUCUGGGAAGUACAUCUCCUGUGGCUCUAGUUCCUGUCUCUGGAGCAGGAGUGUACCUCAGUUUUCUGCUUAGUUUUUGUCCUGCUGUUCUCAAGUUUGUCAAAAAACCUUAAUAUUACCAGAGAUGUUUGCAUUCAAACAGGAAAAUGGAAUUCUGCAGCGGUACUGAAAUAGUAUCAAUCACAUGAUUUUGGAAAACCUCUCUUACUUUACAAAGUAGUAAUCUGGUUUUGCGGAGCCAACUUAAUUCUUUCACGUGCUCUUGUCUAAAUUGGCAAGAAGCCCACGAGCAUCAGCAUCUUACACUGACAGAAGACCCUUGUGGGUGCUCAGCAUGGACCGUUCUCAGCAAAAGCAAGCUCUGUGCACUCUUCCUACACCUCCGAGGGGUGCACAGGACUGCUGAGCCUUGGUGCUGUCCUGCCAUGGAUCCACUGUGCUGCAGAUUUUGCAGCUUUUUUUAAACCAGCUGGAGCUUUGCUGCUAUUUGCUGGUGGUUUCCCAUCACCAGCAACUCCUUCUCUGUCAACUUCAGAUGCUAUUUAGCCACGCAUCAAGGUGCUGUGUACCAGUGCAGUGUUUGAUAGCUGCCAACAGUACCGACAUGAUGGGCUGAGAGCAUGUGUUUGUCUAAGUUAUUUUAUUUCCAUUUGCUUUUAGUUGCUUGCUAGAAGCAGGGACCACCAAUGCAAUGAUGCAUGGGGACUGUGUCUGCACACUUGAACUGUUUGAUGACCUCUGCUAGUGCUGCCCAGUGCUUGUGUUUCUCUUUUCUCCCUCUGUGCCGCUCAGUAGUCAUGUCUGUUGUGUGUGUCUGUAAUUUUCAAAUAAAGUACUGUAUGUAAGGCCAGAUCCAGAAGCCCCCAGUCAGCUGACUUGGGGUUGGGAUGUAGGUUGCUGUUGCUGCUUUUCCUCCUCCAUCUUAGACCCAACUUGGAGCAAAGCACAGAUGUCUGUAAAGAGUCACCCAUACAUUUACUUUGGGGUGUCAGUUCUGUGGGGUGUGCAUGCAUUGCCAAGAGUGGAGCGAGGAGAUCUUUUUUCUUGGGUGCCCUCACAUCAGGGACUCUGCAGCAAUUCCUGGAGCAAAAGCUGCACCGCACUGCAUGCAGGCAUGGUAGGCAUAGGCAGAACAAAUUAGUUUCUCCCAUUUUAUAUUGUCAGGGCUGGGCUGGUCCCAUCAAAAGUGUUAUUCAUUUGUUCUUGCAUCAAGGUAGCAUUGAUUUUUAGUCGGAGAGUGCAAUUUUGUUUUGUGUUUGGGUUUUUUUAUAAAUAAAUUUGGUUUAAAGCUUCACACUGGCGUUUUACAGACCUGUUCUUAUCAGUAUAAGCCACUACUGUCCUGAGUUGAGACUCCUGUUUGUUACUAAAUGAAAAUUAUGGAAUUAUGUUGAUAAUUUGGAAAGAAAUCAGAAAAUAAAUUAAAGGUAACUAUAUUGGCAGGGGAGAGAUAGAUAAAAUAUGAGGAAAAACGUUUCCAAUAAGGCCAUAAAUUAUUUGGUCUGACACUGCAGGUGCUUUCUCUGUAUAGAUAGUUUAAAUAUAUCACUGCUCUGUGUUAUGAUUUUUCAUUAUUGAGAAAAGUUGAGUUUUUUCACUCCGUAACAUACUAUGACAAUCUGUAUUCUGAAGCCACUGAUCCACCAAAAAAAGACAAACAUGGGUUACGUGCUUGUUGUAGUUGAGGCAUUUUCUGUGUUUGGGAGUUUCGUAUACCAAGGUUCAGCUGGUGGAGUGGGCAAGUGGUCUAAACCUGUCCACGCUGGCUGUCUGUGAAACAUCCCUGUGCUAGUGGUGCUUCUCGAAAAAUGUUGGGUUUAGUGACCUUACCCUGGUGCUCAGGGUCAUUUGGUUACAAUUGUACCUGUCUUUCAUGGUCCCUGUUAGGUGGAGGACAAAAAGAGAUGGGAGGGAGAAUCACUUGGCACUGUAAAAGAAUUUUAACAAUAUAACAUCUAAUAUUUAGAUAAAUAUUUCAGGCUUCUCUAGAUAUUCCCCAUGAGAGCUGUUAUUGACUCUGUAUUUGAUGACUGAAAGGUAAGCAAGAUGGCAGCUUUCUCUGUGCAAACAGUUCUUUUGUGGUUUGAGAAGUUGUUCUUGAACUGAUUCUGGGUCACCAGGGAAGAAGUAAAAAUAAACAAAAUCCCAUCAUCACCCUUGGGUUUUAGAGUGGGGGGACAUCAAAUUCUGUUCUGACUCUGGGUCCCCCAGAGCAUGCAGAUUUGGUUUGUUUCUGUCCCCUAGAAGUAGAAGAGAAGAGAAUAGUGCAGUCACUGGAGCUUAGCCUGGAGCAAUUAGUAAACUGGAACAAAUAAAAAAAGAACAUAAGAAUAAACCUUUUUAAAAAUAAAGUAUUUCAAUGAUUAGCUGACUUAACUAUUUCCUGUCUUGAAUUUUCAGGGAGGAGGGGAAGUUGUAAUUGUUUCCAGUCUCUAGGAGAAAUUUUUCUGCGUCAUGAUGAAUAGGCUUGCUGAAAAGACUUGCUCAUUACUCGUGAUGAGUUCAAACCUGGAAUAUUGCAAAAGCAAAGUGUGCGUAGCAUUACAAUGACUUUUUUGUACUGAGGGUCCAAAGUGAGUAUUGCAAGAUCAGUAGUGUACAGAGUAAGUGCAUUUCUGCUGUCUGGCUAACUUGCACAUGACAUCAGUGCUUGAUCCAUUAUUGCAGACUUAAUUGCAGACACUCGUUACUCUGCUAACAGUGUUUGGGGAGAAUCAUGCAGAUGAGCCUCCUCAGUUAAGACUCAUUAUCAAAUUUAUGUCAGGAGGAAGUCUUGGGAGCCUAAACCUGUUGUUGAAUGAAGGCUGAAAUCUGUUUGAGCCAUUGUGCUCCCCUCCAUUAGCAGAGCAAUUGCACAUGUCUGGUCUGGAAAUUCCUACAGGGUUUGCUGUCCCAAAGUUGUAGUUGACCAAAAAGAAAUAUGGAUCUAGGCCUGGUCUAAGUGAAGUUUUGCAGUGGGUUUCUUGGGUGGUUGAUGUUAUUGAUGUGACCUUGAAUAUUAGAUGCUGUUGUCAUUUCUGUGUUGGUGUAGAGCUCCAUCUUUUAGUGGUUAGGUGGUGGGAAUGUACCUGGUGGGAGCUUGGGAUUUUGGGAGAGUAUGUCGGUGACCAGAGAUAGAGAAAUGUGUGGCUGGUCUUAGUUGUGUGUAGUCAAGUUGGUGAUACUUUUUUUGUCUUUUUUGUUUGUUUGUUUUUAAUAUAGGAACCAUUUUGUGUGUUCUGCUUGGGAAAAGGUGUAGAAGUUGGUGUGGUUUCUGUUGCAGUAAAUAUGAGAUGGAAUAGCUGAGACUUUUUUUUUUCUUUUUUUAAGAGAGUUUAUGGGCGGGAGACCAUUUAGUUUGUUUUGGGUUGCGAGUUAAGCCAAGAGAGGAAGAAAAUGAGUCUGAGGAAACCCUUUUUUGUGGCAACAGCUUUGGACCAUAUUUUCUUAUGGCCUUUGAUCCACUGAAGGUAGUAGAGUGAAUAUUGUUCCUUGUGUGAUGUUAGAGCUUUUGGUCAUGAAUUAAUUCUUUAGAGAGCUGACAGGUAUUUUGACAUUCACAGAACAUCCUAUAGCAAAUAUGAGCUAGAGACAGGAAUAAUAACUGUAGUCUCAUGCAUUGUCCAGUUCUUGUUUAGUGAACUCAAAAUGGUGACCAGUUGGAUAAAACUGUUUGUACAAUGAACAGCUCCUGCAAGGGUCCAGAUGUGCUUGGGUCUCUGAGAGUCUUUCCUAGGAAAAGAAAUCAUGUGCGUGAUAAAAGGAUUUUGCCUUUCUCAGUCAUCCCAGUAAAAUUGAAAUCCAGGAAAAUGACACUUUUUUGCACUUAACAAUAUCUUUUGCCGUUGAUGUUGAGAGUUAUUGUUAAUGAGGGAUUAGAUGCCCCAAUCUGCCUGAUCUGGCAUAAGACAGAAGAUCUUUUUGAGACCAGUCCCUGAGUCUGUGUGUAAAUGGUAGAUUUGAUGCAAAUUAGGGUACUAGAUAAAAAACAUGAGCAACUUUUCUAUAGGCUAACACAAAAUGUGUAUCAGUGGGGAAAACACAGCUCUCCCUUUUGCCAAGUAACCCUGUAGAAAUGUCCCUCAGGCUUUAGCACUAAUCAACUGUGAACAUUUGAGAAUUCAGCUGAUACAUAUUGUAUUGGGGGCCUGGUUCUGUGGCUGGGACAUCAGUAAUGUGUCUUUGUCUCAGCAAGAAUUACUGAAAUCACCUUAACACAAUGUUUCCAUUUGCUCUGGAUAUGACAGUAGUGGGGGGGGAAGCUGUUGUGCAAAGCAUUAUCUCCCCCUUAAUGCAGAUUUGCAGACUUUACUUGACUGUAGUGCCCAGUCCAGAACUGUUUUCAGAGCUGUCCUCAUUGGUUAUGUCGUAAGAUCAGCUUGUCUCCUUAUGCCAAAGGCAUGGGUAGAUGGGUCAGGAUGUUGGUGCCCUGUGAGGGACAGGGACUGCACACAGAGGGAGCUGCUGCCCUCCUCUCUGAGCCAUGCCCAAGUGCUUGCUCAGAGAACUGCAAAGCAAUGUAAAGCAAUUAAGGUUUGGGAUUUUUCCCUAGGUGUUCUGAAGCAGUGAAGUGAAAACAAAUGUUUGUUUGGGGAAUUUUAAUCGUGUGUCUGUAAAGGUAAAAACUCUGUAUGGAUCUCUCAGCAGGGAAUGAGAAACACCAAUUGUCCUGGGAAAUUGAACUUGUGAAGAUGCAGAGCAAAAACUUCAGAUUACUGUGCCUAAAAGUAGAUCUCAGCAUCUCUCUUUAGGCAUUUAUUAGAACUGGUGUUAUCUUGGAAUUGAGCAGCAUUUAAUAAUGGCUAAUUGAGACUGCUCAAAAACUCCUGCAGGAAAGGAAAAGACAGUUUGAGUUCUGGACACCUGUAGAAGAGGGAGUUGCAAUAAAUGUAAAAUACUACCGGGUGCUUUAUGAACUUAAUUUCUCUCCUGGGAUUGUCACAGAUCCUUGUGACUGUAUCUUGGCCUACACUAGCGCUGUGGCACAGCAGUUGGUCAGUGACACCUCUCUGCAAAAACUCAUAACGAUGCAUCUGUGAUAGGCAUGUGUGCAUUGGAAAAGAUGAGCCUAAAAAGGCCUUGGAGUAAAUGACACUUGAUUAAAAAAACCCUCCUGAUUUACAUGUUCCAGAUAUGCUGAAAUAACUUGCACUGAAGCAAUUUCAGCCACUUCCAGGCAUCUGCCAUCAUGCACUCUGGCAGCACACAGGUGCUGCAGUCUGCCAGGUAGUGGAUGGUGGCAAGUGCUAGUGGAAAGGGAAAUUCAGGAUGCACACUGUCACUGCCCUUCCUGUUUGUCAUCCACGCGUGAAGUCAGAGCUCUGCUGGGCCAAAGCAGGAUCAGACCCUUGGCACAGUGUUUGCCAUGACCCACAGGGCUCUGCCAAGCAUCUGAGGAUGCUCCUCUCUCCAUGUGUGCAGGACCCUGGAGGGUUGUGAGGGACUGCCAGAGCUUGAGGGCUGUUUUCUCAGAGUUAUUACAAGUUCUUGCAAUGUGAACCUCUAAUGUUUUCAAAGACUCAGGCAGAGAAAGGACUUACUAAACAAACGUACCUGUCAUCUCCCAGUUCAUUGAUUGCUUGGACCAAAGGUGGUGCUAAAUCUAAUCUUUGUCUGUAAUAUUUAUAUUUUGUUGGAUUUUUUUUUUUAAGUGUUUGAUAAAACAGAUGCAGUGUCCUUCUUACAUGAGAAAUUUAGUCCCAGCUUGGGACAUGGCAAAACUCACUGGACCUUCAGGGUCCAGGAUAGUUGCCUGUUAACAUUUGAGCAGGCUUGCAGUGUUCAGGGGGGAAAAGGGUACUCUAUCUUCAAAUGCUUGCAGACUGUAAGAAUUGACUUGUGAUUUGUUUGUUUGUUGGUAUUUUGUUUACAUUGCCUCUUACACCCUAAGGAAAAAUAAAUUUUUGACCUUUUUAAUUGUGA
Myiozetetes cayanensis is the source of this 14607-nucleotide messenger RNA. RefSeq names its product SH3 and PX domains 2A (gene SH3PXD2A). NCBI's taxonomy places the organism in Eukaryota, Metazoa, Chordata, Aves, Passeriformes, Tyrannidae. Gene Ontology annotation, molecular function: protein binding; phosphatidylinositol binding; superoxide-generating NADPH oxidase activator activity. The coding region runs from base 15 to 3338 and encodes 1107 amino acids. Gene Ontology annotation, biological process: superoxide anion generation. The record is from RefSeq and is a predicted model, not a curated record. The transcript is spliced from 15 exons.